AAACAAAUCCGGUAGAGGAUAAAAAAAAAAUCCACAGGAGAGAGAAAAAAAAAUUCCUCUCACCUCCACCAACCCUAGCCAAUCCUCCUGCUGCGCCAUGACGCGGGACGGCGUGCCUCCGGCGGCGCCCCCGCCGGUGGCCGGCUCCGGCUCUGGCGGCGCGGUGGCGGCGGCGGGCGACGGGCCCAGGCGGUGCUCGCAGUGCGGGCACCACGGGCACAACGCGCGCACCUGCACCGCGCGGCCCGUCAAGCUCUUCGGCGUGCGCAUCGGGGACAAGCCCAUCCGGAAGAGCGCCAGUAUGGGGAACAUCGCGCACCUCGCUGCGGAGGGCAGCGGAGGAGGAGGAGGCGGCGGCGGUAGCAGGGAGGAAGGGUACGGCUCCGAUGGGGAGCGUCCGCACAAGAAGCGAGGUGAGGCAUGGACUGAAGAGGAGCACAAGAAGUUUCUACUUGGCUUGAAUAAGCUAGGGAAAGGUGAUUGGCGUGGUAUAUCCCGCAAUUAUGUUAUUUCAAGGACACCUACUCAAGUGGCUAGCCAUGCACAAAAGUAUUUCAAUCGCCAAACAAAUGUGCAUAGAAGAAAGAGAAGAUCAAGCCUAUUCGAUAUGGUGAUUGAUGACUCGCCUGAUCAGCUUCCGCUCUCACGUUCAUCGUCACAAGAAGUGGAGCAGCAACAUUUAGAUGAUCCACAGCCUGUUGCAGCCCUGCCUGCCCCUGUGGUCUCUCCAGCUACUGUGGUACCUCCUUCUGUUCCUGUGGAAGUGCCUGCUUCAGUUCCAGCGCCCGUUCAAGUCCCAGUUCCAGUUCCAGCUCAAGUGGUGACAUCUCAGCCUAUGGAGCAGGACUCGGUUGCCUCAAGUUCAAGUGCUGGAGAGGCAGGGGCUGUGAUGCCAGGAGCCAUGCCCCCCUAUCUUUAUCCAAUGAUGAUUCCUCCUCCCUACUACCAUCCUGCAUUUGUUCCAGUGCCCUGCUACGGUUAUGUUCCGUUUUACUAUGGGCCACCAGGUGUUGCACAAGCUCCACAUGAGGUUGUCAAGCCAGUGGCUGUGCACUCAACACCCCCAUUAAACGUCAAAGACCUUUACAAUAUGUCUGAAUUGAGCCUGAAGGGUGACUCAGAUGCAAAUGGUGGAGUGCCUGCUUCUCCCUUGCCUCCAAAGCCAAUUGGUGGACCAGAGAGGCAAUCUGCUUUCCAUGGAAAAGGUACCAGUGGCUCGUCAGGCGGACUAAUUCCUGCAGUCAAGUGACUUUGAUUCUGCUCCUAAACAUGCCUUCAUGUGUAUGUAAUACUUAGAGAGGAUAGCCCAAUCAUAAUAGCCUGUGCUGGUAAAAUGGUGUCGUGGUUUCUUGCAAAAUAUCUAUACUGCUCAUUUUAGUUCUCACCAGUUUGGAAGUCAUGAUCUGUGGGUAAAUAUAUUGUUAGUUUGUCAUUAAUUUAGCAAUAUUCUUCUGUUUUUUCCCCUUCAGUUUGCCCCAAUUUUAUCCAUCUACUAUCACCAAAGUUAUCAAUCGUGUAUUAUUUGGUCUUA
Messenger RNA from Sorghum bicolor (sorghum), 1531 nucleotides. Its product is annotated as transcription factor MYBS3. Bases 98 to 1249 code for a protein of 383 amino acids. Lineage: Eukaryota; Viridiplantae; Streptophyta; Magnoliopsida; Poales; Poaceae. Gene Ontology annotation, molecular function: zinc ion binding; DNA binding. The record is from RefSeq and is a predicted model, not a curated record. Gene Ontology annotation, biological process: response to auxin; response to ethylene; response to gibberellin. The transcript has 3 exons.